Messenger RNA from Thunnus maccoyii (southern bluefin tuna), 6334 nucleotides. RefSeq names its product phosphodiesterase 8B (gene pde8b). The transcript has 22 exons. NCBI's taxonomy places the organism in Eukaryota, Metazoa, Chordata, Actinopteri, Scombriformes, Scombridae. Bases 529 to 3141 code for a protein of 870 amino acids. The record is from RefSeq and is a predicted model, not a curated record. Gene Ontology annotation, biological process: signal transduction. Gene Ontology annotation, molecular function: 3',5'-cyclic-AMP phosphodiesterase activity.
CUAAAGUAGAGACACAGAAGAGGUUUCAUAAAGCCAGUUACUCCCAACAGGCCUAAAAUGCGAGCAUGUCACAGAGGAUGAGCGAGGAUGACAUACAAAGCCGGAUAUGAAGCAAGAAGUGUAUAAGAGCAGCCAGGUGAUCCAGUCCAUUUAUUAAUUUUAGUCAUUAGUCCGGGUCAUUUCAUUGAUGCGCUAGCGGGCGGUGCAGGCCAUCAGCAAGGUUUAGAUUAUAGCCUGGAACACGUUUGUCCUAAAUAUGACAUCGAAAUCCAAGAUCCCACAAUAGCGGCGGCAGAGGAGGAACCGGAUUCACGGGACGCAUGAAUUAAAGAAUCAUCCACACCUCACGUUUCCGUCCCUUAAUGUGCUCAACCGGAGGUGUGUGGAGGAGAGAGCGACUUGAGCCCGCAGCCGAUGCCCGGAGAAAACAGCAGCCUGUGUGCAGGCAGCUGUGGAAGACAAGAAGGUGGUACCAAAGUGUCGGUGUUUAUUAUCUGGGAUCUGACUCCGGAGGCGCGUCGCUGAGGCAUGGGCUGCGCUCCCAGUAUCCACGUCUCUCAGAGCGGGGUGAUCUACUGCCGAGACUCAGACGAAUCCAACUCCCCCCACCAGACCACCACCAUCUCUCAGGGCACCGCGGCCACGCUACACGGGCUGUUCAUCAAGACCGAUGCGGCCGAGACCAUCCCCUCCGUCAUCACCUACCAGAGCCGGCACUCGCGCAACAACUCGUGCCGGGAUCGCAAGGAGAACAGCGGGGGACACAUCCGCAUCGAGGCCGAGACGCAGACCAGCCACACCAGCGUCAAGGUUUCUGCUACAGAAGAAUGUGUAGGACCUAUGAGACUGACUCAAGAGCCAAUUCAGGUCCUGCUGGUGUUCGCCAAGGAGGACAGCCAAAGUGAUGCCUUCUGGUGGGCCUGCGACCGUGCUGGGUUCAGGUGUAACAUCGCACGGACGCCUGAGUCUGCCGUUGAGUGUUUCCUAGACAAGCACCAUGAGAUUAUAGUCAUUGAUGGACGCAACUCGCGCUACUUUGAGCCUGAAGCUGUCUGCCGGUUGAUCCGCGCCACAAAGCCCUCAGAAAACACAGUUAUUCUAGCCGUUGUGCCACAAAAACCGCCUGACCAGGAUGAGCCAUCUGUUCUUCCUCUCCUCUGUGCUGGAUUUAGCAGAAGGUUUGUGGAGAACAGCAGUGUGUCAGCCUGCUAUAAUGAGCUCAUACAGAUUGAACAUGGAGAGGUGCGCUGCCAGUUCAAACUCAGGGCGUGUAACUCUGUCUUCACUGCUUUGGAGCACUGUCAAGAGGCUGUGGAGAUCACAAGUGAGGACCACAUUAUACAGUAUGUGAACCCGGCGUUUGAGCGCAUGAUGGGCUACCAUAAGGGGGAGUUGAUCGGUAAAGAACUGACCGAACUCCCCAAGAGCGACAAGAACAGAGCUGACCUGCUGGACACCAUCAACACCUGUAUCAAAAAAGGAAAGGAAUGGCAGGGAAUAUACUAUGCCAGAAAGAAGUCAGGCGACAGUAUACAACAACAUGUGAAGAUAACACCUGUCAUCGGUCAAGGAGGGAAAAUUCGGCAUUUCGUAGCCAUCAAGAGACCUCACAUAGACAACAAUAAUCAAGUUCACAAGUUCAACAAGGAAGAGAGAUGCAGCGGAGAACAUUCUCAGUCAGAGUGCCAUUCUCUACGUCACCGGGACAGGAGGAAAGAUUCGAUUGAUGCCAGAUCACUCAGUUCGCGUGGCAGCGACGCUCCCAGUUUACAGAACCGAAGAUAUUCCUCCGUCGCCAGGAUUCAUUCCAUGACUAUCGAGGCUCCCAUCACCAAGGUAAUAAACAUCAUCAACGCAGCCCAGGAGAGCAGUCCGGUAACGGUGGCGGAGGCUCUUGACCGUGUGCUGGAGAUCCUGAGGACCACUGAGCUCUACUCCCCUCAGCUCGCCUCCAAAGAAGACGACCCCCACACCAACGACCUGGUUGGGGGGCUCAUGAGUGAUGGGCUGCGGAGACUCUCUGGGAAUGAGUAUGUUUUCUCGAAAAAUAUGAGCCAGAGCCAGCUGGCCAUCCCGAUCACUCUGAAUGAUGUCCCUCCGUCCAUCGCCGAGAUGCUGAAUGAUGAGGAGUGCUGGGAGUUCAACAUCCUGGAGCUGGAGGCGGCUACACACAAGAGACCGCUGACUUACCUCGGGCUGAAGAUCUUCACGAGCUUCGGAGUGUGUGAGUUCCUCAACUGUUCGGAGGCCUCGCUGCGCUCCUGGCUCCAGCUCAUUGAGGCCAGCUAUCACUCGUCCAACUCCUACCACAACUCCACACACGCUGCAGACGUGCUGCACGCUACUGCCUACUUCCUGCGCAAAGAGAGAGUCAAGAGCAGUCUGGACCAGCUGGACGAGGUGGCCGCGCUGAUAGCAGCCACAGUGCACGAUGUGGACCACCCGGGCAGGACCAACUCCUUCUUGUGUAACGCCAGCAGUGAACUGGCGAUCCUGUACAACGACACCGCAGUGCUGGAGAGCCACCACGCGGCCCUCGCCUUCCAGCUCACCGUCCGAGACAGCAAGAGCAACAUCUUCAAGAACAUCGACAGGAAUCAGUUCCGAACGCUGCGGCAGGCCAUCAUUGACAUGGUGCUGGCCACAGAGAUGACCAGACACUUUGAGCACGUCAGCAAAUUCGUCAACAGCGUCAACAAGCCGAUGGCCGCCAUAGAAGAGACCAGCACAAGUAGCAUGAACAGCGACUGUGAGGGUCAGGCCAACAUCAGGAACUCUCCAGAGAACCGUCUGCUGAUAAAGAGGAUGUUGAUCAAAUGUGCAGAUGUGGCAAACCCCUGCAGGCCGCUCGAGCUCUGCAUCGAGUGGGCCGGGCGGAUCUCUGAGGAGUACUUUGCACAGACAGAUGAGGAGAAGAGACAAGGACUGCCGGUGGUGAUGCCAGUGUUUGACAGAAACACCUGUAGUGUGCCCAAAUCUCAGAUUUCCUUCAUCGACUACUUCAUCACUGACAUGUUUGACGCCUUGGAUGCCUUCGCCAGCCUGCCUGGUCUCAUGGAACACCUGUCGGAGAAUUACAAGUACUGGAAGAGCUUGGACGAGAUGAAGUGUAAGAGCCUUCGCCCUCCCCCUCCUUCUUGACCGAACCCUCGUCCGGCCUCCUCUCAUCCGUCACUCUGAGCAGGGUAUGACAGCGAACGUGGCCCCGCGGUGGAACAAUUAAGUCUCUUCAGCUGUGAUUCGACGGAGCUCUGUGUACCCUCCCGUUUAACCCAGGACACGUUCACAACCUGAAGCUGGGCGACCGGGGGAACCCUGAGAGCAGACGUCACCGGCUGAUGAACACUGAGACGCUAUUUCCAUCUCAAAUCACAGCCUCUUUUCUUGUGUGGUUCAGUGGAGAAUAGGUUGUCAUUUGAAGCCCCCCCACCCCCCUCUCCCUCUCCCCUCCCUGUCGACUCUCUGUUGCCACUUUAUGGCUCUGUUAAGUAUUCCUUAUAGCACCUCUAUGAAACUGUGUGGACCUCAUGGCUCACCUGACAAUCUGUACCAUACAGUGUAACACACCAGAAACCUGCACUUUAGCUAAUCAAGACAUUUUUAAUUUCGAGCUCCUUCUUGCUACUUUUUGCUUUUCGCAGUUUUGUCUCUCUUGUUAAUUUUCUUUUCACAAAUAUUUCCCAUUCUGCAUCUGUCUGUUGGUGUAAAAGCAAUGUGGUGAGGAGGUUGGUGACCUAAGCUAGAUGCACUGAUUGAAAACUUGUGAAGGUGCUCAGCUGGAUUUUUUUCAUUCUUAUGAGCUAUGAUACAGUCAUACAAUACGAGAGACACUUUGACUUGUGUCAGGGACCAAAUUCUUAGCAAUCAGAGGUCCUUGCUGGUUAGCCAAGUACCAGGGUCCAGUCAGAAGGUUUUCUAAAUACAAAGUCCCACAUACAGAGGAGAGAUUGAGGAAGGACUGUGAAGAUCUUGUUGCUAUGUAAACCUACUGUUAUGCUCCUGCAAUGACGCAAAACCACCUCCGUGUCAGAACAAAUGGAGGAAAAGAAUUGCACUGUAUCAGAGCUUUCAAUACAAAAAUAUCAGAUGUUGCAUAUUCAGUUAUGUGACACUGGAAAGGACACAAACUGUAGACACUUACACCCAAAUAAGAAGCUUAACAAUAUACUUGCAGUGCUGCUGUUAAAGUAGCACGUAGCUGUACGUUCAAGGUUGAAACGGACCUCAAAGCGGGUUGACAGACGUAUGAAGGAGCAGCUGAACCAUGUUUUAGAUCCAGCUUGUAAAAAUACAGCAGCUGCAGAGUCAGGCUGUCUGCUCCAAACACUUAUCAGCUCCUGCUCUCACAUAUUUUCUCUUAAACCACUUUUACUGUAUCUCAAACCCCUCUGCCACAAUACACCUUGCUGCCAUUUGGCUCUUUCUUUAAGGGGGGGGAGAAAUCUAGUUGCACAUUAUUUUUAAAGGCCAUCGUGCUAUGAGAUUUGAGUGAUAUGUCUGCCCUCUAGUGGCUGAAAGUGGGUGUUGCAGAAGUGGUAGAUAAAUUAAAUCUUUCAGAGAGGGAUCCACAGGAAAUAAAUUAUUACCCUAAAGUGAUUGGGAGUAGAAAAGACAAUGAUUUAUCAAAAAGUGAGCAUUUCUAGACAGAAAUGGGGAAAUUUAAGAAGUGCAGCAGUGCUAGUUUAUGCGUUCCCGUCUCCUUCAGAGCACUUUUUCUUUGUAUUUUGACACAUGAAGGUGAGUGUUGAAGAGCACUGUUGCCAGCAGCAGAGAGAAUACCAAGAAAUCAAUUUAUGAAGUAAGAAUACUGGAUUUGCAGAUACCCAUCCACUGCCUGAGCUGAAUCAUCAUUACGUAUUACCAGUUCUGAAGCAGGACAUGUGUGUGUGUGUGUGAGAGAGAGAGUGUGUGUGUGUGUUAAUCCAGGAAACGCACAUUACAGUAUUAACCAAAGGCACAGAGAGCUUUUUACAGGUGCCUUAUUCUUUGGUCAUCUUUACAGAAACAAAAGUUGGUUGAAGUAUCUCCUCCUCUCCUCUAAAGACAAAAACAUAUAUAUAAGAAAAGCCAUACAUGUUUUAUUUAAAGAAACCUUUGAGAUCAAAAUAUACAGUAUAUAAAUAUAUAUAUGACUUUGGGAAUGUUGCUUUACGGUCUGUGCUACAGUUUUUGAGUUGACUUGGUGAGUCAGUGUUAACAGUUCUGGUCCUGACGUUUGAUCUUUUCUGUUUUGUACACCUAUGAAGUUUUUAAAAGGACAGAAACCGAAUCAGGUGCGGUUGGAUCAGACGUGAAACCCACAAUUACGGUUUUCACUUUAACGAGACAGAGCUGAUCACAUCCACGUUUAAUGUAUUCAUGAUGAUGUAAUCUUUUUUUUUUUUUUUUUUAAUCGACGAUCAAGGUCUUAAUCAAUGCCUUAAUCUUCUCACGUCUCACUGUUUAGGUCUGCUAUUGUUGCAAUACACUGUAAACUACCUAAUGUACCUGCUGUUACUGUAAAUACUCAGCCAAUAUAUGAUUUUUGCUUUGCAUUUUACAUCAUUUCUUUAUGUAACUUUUUGUUUUUUUGAGGUGUUAUAUGUUGCAGGGAUGAUUUCCAAAAACUCAAAAACAAACAAAAAAAAAAAAAAUUCACUUUUUUACAGCGACUUGAAACGUGGCUCCACUUCUGAAUGUUUCAUGACCGCUCUCACGGAUCAUGAGAAGAUAUUUUUGCUAACCGAUAAUGAAGAUUUCUACUCACAAAGACAAUUUAAAUAUUUCAGAUUUACAUGUCAGACGAACAUGCCUUUUCUGUGAGCGGCAAUGACUGGAAUGUGAUGAUAUCAAUUAGAUCAGAUGACAGCCUCGCUUUGAUUCUACUCGAGGCAGAACCAGAUUGUAUAACUGCUUGUUAUGUAAUGAUAAGCCUUCAUCGCUCACAGUCAUUUCUAUUUCCUCUGUUUCUUUCAUCUCUGACACUGAUGGCUGUGGCCGCGGACGACGUGCCAACUCUUUGUUGUUUUGUAUCAUUUAUAAAACAGAACAAUAAUUAGAAAGCGCUGUUAUAAACGGUACAUUAUUUUUCAAAGAAGGAAACAAAAAAAACCCAUCAUUCAUUAUUAUUAUUGGCCAUGAGAACUGUAAUGUGUGUUUUGAAGGAUUUUACUGCCUCAUGCAUAGUAGUGACAAAAGCUUUCCGUCAGAGUCACUUAAAAAUCAACCAUGUUUGUUUGAGAAGUUUAAUGUAUUUUGCUCCUCUCUGGAUUAUGAUGUCUUAUUUUGAUGUUCUCUGUCAGACACACAAAAAAAAAAUGUAUUGUGAGAGACAAUUAAAGCGUUUAAAUAUGAA